Messenger RNA from Mangifera indica (mango), 806 nucleotides. RefSeq lists its product as uncharacterized. Lineage: Eukaryota; Viridiplantae; Streptophyta; Magnoliopsida; Sapindales; Anacardiaceae. The coding region runs from base 96 to 620 and encodes 174 amino acids. The transcript has a single exon. The record is from RefSeq and is a predicted model, not a curated record.
CUUUUAAUGAACUCGUUUAAAAGAAAGAGCUUAUCCGUUACAGUACAAAAAUGUAAAAUACUACAAGCUUCUCCUUUCUCUCUCUGCUUUCAACAAUGGCUUCUUCAAGAAAAAUCUUUCACACCAAGUCAAGCUACAGCUUUGCUGUUGAUCGUCCCACCAUUAAUAACCCCCAUCUCCUUUUUGAGUUCGACGAAGCUGAUUUGUGGAAAUUAUCAUCGAACGAUCCACAUCAUCAUCAGUCGUCGAACAUCGCCGCCACGUCGGGGCUGUCGAUAUCGACAAAAGGAAUUACCUGUUCUCCUUCGUCGAAGAAGCUUUUGGCGAAUAUGCACGUUUCGUCGACUUCAUUGCCGGUGAACAUACCGGACUGGUCGAAGAUUCUUAAAAAAGAGUACAGAGAACACAGGAAGAGCGAUGAAGGAGACGACAAUGGCGUGGAAGAAGAAUUCUACAGCUGGAUUCCUCCUCAUGAGUUAUUAGCGAAGAGAAGAGGGGCUUCUUUUUCGGUUCAUGAAGGAAUAGGGAGGACUUUGAAAGGAAGAGACUUGCAACUGGUAAGAAAUGCAAUUUUGAAGAAAGUUGGGUUCGAAGAUGGAAAUAUAGAGGAUAAUUAUUAGAGAGUUUUUUUUUUUUUUUUUUAGGGAAUAAAUUUUGAUAAAUAUUAUUAACAUAGAUGAGAAUAUAUAGGCUAGUGAAGUGACGACUCUUCUUCUUAAUCUUCUAGCUCUGCUGCCUUCAUCUAAUUAAUUAAUGUUUUUCUAUGGCUAAUUAAUUGCCUAAUCAGAGGAUGAUAUUCGGAUUAA